This is a messenger RNA of Lolium rigidum, 923 nucleotides long. RefSeq lists its product as uncharacterized. The coding region runs from base 99 to 923 and encodes 274 amino acids. The record is from RefSeq and is a predicted model, not a curated record. The transcript has 2 exons. Lineage: Eukaryota; Viridiplantae; Streptophyta; Magnoliopsida; Poales; Poaceae.
CUCUCUAGAGCCAUCUUGGUUUCACCCCCCUGAGUCCACCGCCAAAGGAAGAAGACGAAAGUAGCAGCGCGCGAGACAGAGGUCGGAGCUUAGGAUCGAUGGCAAUGGAGCCGAUCCCGCUGGGGUUCGGGGACGGCAUGGACGCCACGCUCUUCUCCUCCCUCUGGGCCUUCCAGGACGAGGUCCAGCAGCCCCAAGAGAGCGUGGAGGAGCUGAAGCAGAGCCUGCUGGCGGCGACGACGGAGCUGGACGCGUCCAAGGAGGAGCUGCGGCGGAAGGAGCAGACCAUCGCCAAGCUCGCCGACCUCGUGCGCCAGGUGGCCAAGGAGCGCGACGAGGCGCGAGACCAGGCGCAGCAGCUCGCGCUCCUCGCGUCCAAGCAGCCGGCGGCGCAUGCCACGCCGCAGCCGCCCGCGAUGGUCACCUCCAGCGUCACCGACUCGGACUGCAGCCUCGUCUCGUCGCCGGUUGACCCAUUCUUCGACCCGGUCACCUCCUCCGACCGGCGCCGCUGCGGCGGCAACGGCAAGCUGAGCUCGCCCCCGCCGGCGAAGCAGCAGCAGCAGUUUGGCGCGGACGCCGUGCUCGACAUGCUCGCGGGGAAGAGGCCGCUGCCGCCGCGGGGAAGGUUCCUGCAGUCCGUCAUGGAGGCCGGGCCGCUGCUGCAGAACCUGCUCGUCGCCGGCCCGCUCCCGCGGUGGCGCAACCCGCCCCCCGUGCACGCGCUCGACGCGGUUCCUGUCGGCGGCGUCCGCGGCGGAGUCUACGUCGGCGCGACACCCCUCCUUCAUCCCACCAACGCGCUGGGCUACGCCCCCAACGCCAACGCCAACGCUUGCAUGAAGCGGCAGGUGCCCACCAUGGCCAUGGCCGCCGCCAACUGCUCGCCGGGCUUCGUCGCCAAGCGGCACAGGCUGCAUUGA